Molecule: messenger RNA, 15535 nt
Organism: Arvicola amphibius (Eurasian water vole)
Lineage: Eukaryota; Metazoa; Chordata; Mammalia; Rodentia; Cricetidae
Product: SCO-spondin
Exons: 103
Coding region: 1-15426 (5141 amino acids)
Cellular component (GO): extracellular matrix
Molecular function (GO): protein binding
Source: RefSeq, a predicted model, not a curated record
AUGCUGCUCCCUGCCCUUCUCUUCGGGAUGCUAUGGGCUCUGAGUAAUGGGCGGUGGUGUGAGCAGACAGAGACCAUCCAUGUGGAAGAGGAAGUAACUCCUCGUCAGGAAGACCUUGUACCCUGCACCAGUUUGUACCAUUAUAUUCGCCUAGGCUGGCGCCUGGACCUGCCCUGGAGUGGCCAUGAGGGGCUUACCAGGCCCCCAGCACUUGGGCUCUGUGCUAUCUACAAACCCCCAGAAACCCGGCCUGCGACUUGGAACCGGACAGUGAGGGCUUGCUGUCCAGGAUGGGGUGGUCCUCACUGUACUGAUGCCGUUGCUGAAGUCAGCCCUAAAGACCUCUGCUUUGUCACACGGCAGUGCCAACCUCUAGCGGGCUCAGCUAAUUCUUCAGCAGGAAGCCUGGAAGAAUGCUGUGCCCAACCCUGGGGACACAGCUGGUGGGACAGCAGCUCCCAGAUGUGUCUCAGCUGUUCUGGUCAGCACCGCCCAGGCAAUGCUUCCUCUGAAGCCCCCCUGCAGCCCCUGACAGCAGCUGUAGCCCAGCUCUGGAGCCAGCAACAGCGUCUCUCAGCUAUCUGUUCCACCUGGUCCGGCUUCCACUACCGUACCUUUGAUGGGCGUCACUACCACUUCCUGGGCCAAUGUACCUACUUGCUAGCUGGUGCUGUGGAUUCCACCUGGGCUGUGCACCUCCGGCCUAGGGUCCACUGUCCCCAGCCUAGGCCCUGCUGGCUGGUUCGAGUGAUGAUGGGUUCUGAGGAGGUGUUGAUCCAAGAUGGAGAGGUCUCUGUGAAAGGGCAGCCAGUGCCUGACGGGGAGCCUCGACUUCUCCAUGGGAUGAGCCUACAGUGGCAGGGAGACUGGCUGGUGCUCUCUGGGGGCCUAGGGGUUGUUGUGAGACUGGACAGUUUCAGUUCCAUCUCCAUUUCCGUGGACCACGAGUUCUGGGGACGGACACAGGGCCUCUGUGGGCUUUACAAUGGCCGGUCAGAGGAUGACUUUGUGGAGCCAGAAGGGGGACUGGCUAUGCUAGCUGCCACCUUUGGGAAUUCAUGGAAGCUCCCUGGCUAUGAGCCCGAGUGUCUGGAUGCAGUGGAGGUAACCCAGGGCUGUGAGGGCAUCCUUCAAGGUACACAAACAGGCUUGGAAACGGGCAAGCUUCAAGCUCAAGCCCAGGAUAUAUGCCACCAAUUGCUGGAGGAUCCAUUCUGGCAAUGUCAUGUCCAGGUUCCCCCAGAUGAGUACCAUGAGACCUGCCUCUUUGCCUACUGUGUUGGAGCCAGAGUAGGCAGUGACCCAGAGGAACAUCAGGAAGCUGUUUGUGCCACCUUUGCCAACUAUGCCCAGGCCUGUGCUAGACAGCACAUCUAUGUGUACUGGAGGAAGCCUGGCUUCUGUGAACGACACUGUCCAGGGGGGCAGCUCUAUUCUGAUUGUGUCUCAUCCUGCCCACCCAGCUGCUCAGCAGUAGCUCAAGGAGAGGAAGGGUCCUGUGGGAAAGAGUGUGUGAGUGGCUGUGAGUGCCCAGCCGGCCUCUUUUGGGAUGGUACCCAUUGUGUGCCUGCUGCCCACUGCCCCUGCUACCACCGGCGCCAGCGCUACGCCCCUGGUGACACUGUGAACCAGCAGUGCAACCCUUGCGUAUGCCAGGAUGGCCGCUGGCACUGUGCCCAGGCCCUGUGCCCUGCUGAGUGUGCAGUGGGCGGUGACGGGCAUUACUUCACAUUUGAUGGGCGGAGCUUCUCCUUCCGGGGCAAUCCAGGCUGCCAGUACAGCUUGGUGCAGGACUCUGUAAAAGGCCAGCUGCUGGUCACAUUGGAGCAUGGGGCCUGUGACACUGGAAGCUGCCUCCACGCCCUCUCUGUCUUCCUGGGGAAUACCCAUAUUCAGCUCAGAUACUCAGGAGCUGUGCUGGUGGAUGGGCAGGAUGUAGGCUUGCCCUGGAUUGGUGCUGAAGGCUUCAACGUUUCCCGUGCCUCCUCUGCUUUCUUGCUGUUGCACUGGCCUGGGGCCUGGGUUCUCUGGGGAGUGGAUGAUCCUGCAGCCUACAUCACCCUGGAGCCCCAUUAUGCCUACCAGGUACAGGGUCUGUGUGGCACCUUUACCUGGAAACAACAGGAUGACUUCCUGACACCGACUGGAGACAUAGAGACCAGUGUCACUGCCUUUGCUAGCAAGUUCCAAGUGUCAGGUGGUGAAAGGUGCCCCUCGAUGGAUAACACCCCACCGUUCUUCUGCAGCACUUACUCCCAUCGCCUCACUUUUGCAGAGGCAGCUUGUGCCAUCUUGCACGGCUCCACCUUUCAGGAGUGCCAUGGGCUAGUAGACAGAGAACCGUUCCGACUGCGGUGCUUGGAGGCUGUGUGUGGCUGUGCCCCUGGCAGGAACUGUCUGUGCUCUGUGCUCUCUGCCUAUGCCCGCCGCUGUGCCCAGGAGGGUGUCCUGCUGCACUGGAGAAAUGACACGCUGUGCUCUGUCCUGUGUCCUAGUGGCCAGGAAUACCAGGAGUGUGCCCCAGUGUGUGGUCAUCAUUGUGGGGAGCCAGAAGAGUGUAAAGAGCUUGGCAGCUGUGUGGCUGGUUGUACUUGUCCCCCGGGACUGCUGUGGGACCUCGAGGGUCAAUGUGUGCCUCCCAGCAUGUGCUCCUGUCAGCUUGGAGGCCGUCGUUACACCUUUGGCAACACUGCCACCAAGAAAGACUGCAGCCACUGCGUCUGCCAGGAGAGGGGCCUCUGGAACUGCACAGCCCAACGCUGCCCUCCACAGCAGCCACUCUGCCCCCAGGAGCUCGUCUAUGCCCCUGGUGCCUGCCUUCUCACCUGUGACAGCCCCAGCGCCAACCAUUCCUGUCUGGCUGGAAGUACUGAUGGCUGUGUCUGUCCCCCUGGUACCGUGUUGCUGGACAAGCAUUGUGUGCCUCCAGAUCUGUGUCCAUGCCGUCACAGUGGACGGUGGUACCCACCUAAUGCUACUAUACAGGAAGAUUGCAACAUUUGUGUGUGCCAGGGCCAACGGUGGCACUGUACAGGUCAGCGAUGCAGUGGAUGGUGCCAGGCAUCUGGUGCUCCCCACUACGUGACAUUCGAUGGGCUGGUCCUUACCUUUCCUGGGGCCUGCGAGUACCUGCUCGUGAGAGAGGCUAGUGGCCGCUUCAGUGUCUCCAUCCAGAACCUGCCCUGUGGGGCCAGUGGCCUCACUUGCACCAAGGCGGUGACUGUGCGCCUGGCCAGCACGGUUGUGCACAUGCUUAGAGGCCAGGCAGUAACAGUAAAUGGAGUGGGCAUAAGGCUCCCCAAAGUCUAUACAGGCCUGGGACUGAGCCUGCACCAUGCUGGCCUCUUCCUGCUGUUGACAACACGCCUGGGGCUCACUCUGCUCUGGGAUGGAGGCACCCGGGUGCUGGUGCAGCUGUCUCCCCACUUCCACGGCCGUGUGGCUGGGCUGUGUGGAAACUUCGAUGGUGAUGCCAGUAACGACCUGCGGAGCCGCCAAGGAGUUCUGGAGCCCACAGCAGAGCUUACUGUCCAUUCCUGGCGUCUCAAUCCCCUGUGCCCUGAGCCAGGAGACAUGCCGCACCCCUGUUCAGUGAACACCCACCGGGUGAACUGGGCUCAGGCCCGCUGUGGGGUGAUAUUGAAGCCUAUCUUUGCUUCAUGCCACACGGAGGUGCCCCCGCAACAGCACUAUGAGUGGUGUGUGUACGACGCCUGUGGCUGCGACACCGGGGGCGACUGUGAGUGCCUCUGCUCAGCCAUUGCUGCAUAUGCGCAUGAGUGUGCCCGGCACCGACACCAUGUGCGUUGGCGCAGCCAGGAACUCUGCCCCCUACAGUGUGAAGGUGGUCAGGUAUAUGAAGCCUGUGGCUCUACCUGUCCCCCCACUUGCCAUGACCAUCAUCCCGAGACCAGAUGGCACUGCCAGGCCAUCAGUUGUGUGGAGGGCUGCUUCUGCCCCGAGGGAACACUGCAGCAUGGAGGAGCCUGUGUGGAGCCGGCUGCCUGUCCCUGUGAGUGGGGUGGCAGUUUCUUCCCACCAGGGACUGUGCUGCAAAAGGACUGUAAAAACUGCACGUGUCAGGAAAGUCAGUGGCAUUGUGGAGGUGAUGGUGCCCCCUGUGCGGAGAUGGAACCUGGCUGUGCAGAAGGAGAGGCUCCGUGCAGAGACAGUGGGCACUGUGUGCCAACUGAGUGGCUUUGUGAUAACCAGGAUGACUGUGGUGAUGGCUCAGACGAGGAGGGCUGUGCCACUUCAAGCUGUGGGGAGGGACAGAUGUCUUGCCAAUCUGGCCACUGCCUGCCCCUGGCCCUGCUCUGUGAUGGACGGGAUGACUGUGGAGAUGGUACAGAUGAGCAGGGCUGCCCGUGUCCCCUUGGCUCUCUAACCUGUGCUGAUGGUCGCUGCUUGCCACCCGCCCUGCUGUGUAAUGGUCAUCCUGACUGUCUGGAUGCUGCAGAUGAAGAGUCCUGUCUGGGGCAGGUGAGCUGCACAUCUGGAGAGGUAUCUUGUGAUGAUGGUACUUGCAUCAGGACCAUGCAGCUGUGUGAUGGAGUUUGGGACUGCCCAGAUGGAGUUGAUGAGGGACCUGGUCACUGCUCCCUGCCUUCUCUGCCUACACCCCCUGGUGGCACUUGGCAGAGCCCUUUCACCAGCUCUAUGAAUACAGCACCAAGUCCUAUGGGUAGUGCCAGCCCUGUGUCUGCCUGCGGCCUCUUUGAGUUUCGGUGCGGCAGUGGAGAAUGCACUCCUCAGGGCUGGCGCUGUGACCAGGAGGAAGACUGCACAGAUGGGAGUGAUGAGCGUGGCUGUGGUGGGCCCUGCAUGCUGUACCAGGUGCGCUGCGCCCACAGCCCACACUGUGUGUCUCCAGGACAGCUAUGUGAUGGUGUGCCACAGUGCCCCGAUGGUUCAGACGAGGACCCUGAAGCCUGCGAGAGGCUAUCGGUCCCAGGAGGCACCAACAGGACAGGGAUUCCCUGCUCGGAAUUCUCCUGCCCGAAUGGCACCUGCAUUGAUUUCCGGCUGGUUUGUGACGGGAACCCAGACUGUGAGUUGUCAAAUGAAGCAGAGGCCUCCUUGGAUGAGCAGGAUUGUGGGGUCUGGGGCUCCUGGGGCCCAUGGGAGCCAUGCAGUCAGACCUGCGGGCCUGGAAUACAGGGUCGGAGUCGGCGCUGCUCCCCCUCCCGUCUCCCAGUGCUGCAGAACUGCCCAGGCCCGCAGCACCAGUCACAGGCCUGCUUCACUGAGGCCUGCCCAGUGAAUGGUGAAUGGAGUUCUUGGUCUCCUUGGUCUCAGUGUUCCGGACCCUGUGGGGGCACCAUGACACGCCAUCGGCAGUGCCGUCCGCCCCAGAACGGGGGCCAGGACUGUGCCCUGCUGCCUGGAAGCCCUCAUAGUACCCACCAGGCCAAUCCCUGUCCCCAGGAGGGCUGCCCCAAUGCCACUUGCUUCCGGGAGUUGGUAUUCCAGCCCUGUGCCCCCUGCCCUCUGACGUGUGAUGAUAUUUCCGGUCAGACCAUGUGCUUGCCUGACAGGCCCUGCAGCAGCCCAGGUUGCUGGUGCCCCAAAGGGCAGGUUCUGGGCACUGAGGGGCAGUGUGUGAGACCCAUGCAGUGCCCCUGCCUGGUGAAUGGUACCCGUUACUGGCCUGGGCAACGCAUCAAAAUGGAUUGCCAGAUAUGCUCCUGUCAGGAUGGGCGACCACAUCGCUGCCGGCCCAAUCCAGAAUGUUCUGUGGAUUGUGGCUGGUCCUCCUGGUCCCCCUGGGCAGAAUGUCUGGGGCCCUGCAGCAGCCAGAGCCUCCAGUGGUCUUUCCGGAGCCCCAACAACCCGCGCCUCUCUGGUCGGGGUCGACGGUGCCGCGGCAUCCACCGCAAGGCCCGCAGGUGCCAGACAGAGCCCUGUGAGGGCUGUGAGCAGUGGGGCCUCGUGCACCAUAUUGGGGAACGCUGGCGUGGAGGCCCCUGCACGGUGUGCAAGUGUCUGCACAGGGGUGUCAUACGCUGCUCCCCCUAUUGCCCACUUGGCAGCUGCCCCCAGGGCUGGGUCCUGGUGGAGGGAAUGGGAGAAUCGUGUUGUCACUGUGCACUGCCUGGAAAGAACCAGACAGUGGUCCCCAUGACCACUGCUACCCCUGCCCCCAGUUCUCAGAUCGGAGCCCCCCUGGUCACCUAUGUUCUGCCUCCUCUGGGGGAUGCCUGCUACUCUCCCCUGGGCCUGGCCCAACUGCCCAUGUGGGCAUCAUCCCAGCAUGUGGAGCACUCCACCUGGGCUGCCAUGGGCACUCCCACCCUAGGGCCUGACCCUAGAGAGGAUGUUGAUGCUGAGUGGCAUGCCCAGCCUCUCUACCUGCAGCUGGACCUGCUGCAGCCUCGGAACCUAACUGGCAUCAUGCUGCAGGGGGUUGACUCUUCUGCCGCUUAUGUCAGCAGCUUGUCCCUCCAGUUCAGCAGUGAUGGCCUACAGUGGCACGACCAUCUCAACUCCCUGCCUAAUCCCGUGCCUCCACCCACGCAUUCAUCCAGGAGCCCGAGCCAUAUGGCCCCUGAGGUGUGGACAUUCGACCAGAUGGUACAGGCGAGGUACAUCAGGGUGAGGCCCCAUGAUGGCCACCAUAGCGACCACAACCAGCGCGAUGUCUUCUUGUGGGUGGAGCUGCUGGGCUGUAAGCCAGGGUCCCCACUGGCACCCCCGUGUCCAGGGACCAUGCACCGCUGUGCUAGUGGUGAAUGUGUCCCAAAGGGGGGGUCAUGUGACAGUGCUGUGGACUGCAAAGAUGGCUCUGAUGAGGAGGGCUGUGGGCCCCUUCACGCAGGCACCAGCAGCAGAGUCCAUUCCACAGCCAGGACCCCAGGCCUCUCCUCCACUCAGCCUGGAAAGUUUCCAUCGCAGACUGGAGAGGGUCUGGCAGACACGGAGAACCAGCAGUCCACACAGGAAUCAUCCAUGCCUACUGGAGGGCAAUCUGUGCAGAUGGUCACCACCUUCUCCGCACUCCCUUCUGGCACCAAGAGCCUGCACCCAGAAAUGGCAGCUGUGACGGUGCUUCCCCCACAGUCCACAGUCACUCCAGCAGCUCCUGUUGGCCAAAGUGUCACCCCCAGGCCCUUCCCACCCAUGCGGUGUGGCCCUGGGAAGGUGCCCUGUGAUGUGCUGGGCUGUGUGGAGCAGAAGCAGCUGUGCGAUGGAAGGGAGGACUGUCUCGAUGGCUCCGAUGAGCAGCGCUGUGCAAGUGCUGGUCCCUUCACCGUGCCUACCACUGCCCUCCCUGGGUUGCCAGCCUCAAAGGUCCUCUGCUCCCCAAGUCAGCUGAGCUGCGGCAGUGGGGAAUGCCUGCCUCGGGAGCAGCGCUGUGACCUUCAGCUGAACUGCCAGGAUGGCUCUGAUGAAGACAACUGUGUGGACUGUGUGUUGGCACCAUGGUCUGGCUGGAGUGAUUGCAGCCACAGCUGUGGCCUGGGCCUCAUCUUCCAGCGCCGGGAGCUGCUGAGACCUCCCCUAUCUGGAGGCAGCUGUCUGUUGGACCAGCUCCGUAGCCAGCCCUGCUUUGUGCAAGCCUGCCCAGUGGCUGGGGCAUGGACAGAGUGGGGAGCCUGGGAGUCCUGUAGUGUCUCCUGUGGAGGUGGCCACCAGAGUCGCCAGAGGAGCUGUGUAGACCCCCCACCCAAGAAUGGUGGUGCCCCCUGCCCUGGGCCUUCCCAUGAGAGGGCACCCUGCAACUUGCAGCUCUGCCCAGGUGACACAGACUGUGAGCCAGGCCGUGUACACGUGAAUGCUGAGCUGUGCCAGAAGGGGCUCAUACCCCCAUGUCCACCCACCUGCCUGGACCCCAAAGCCAACAGAAGCUGCAGUGGGCACUGUAUGGAAGGAUGCCGCUGUCCUCCUGGGCUUUUUCUCCAAGACUCUCGCUGCCUGCCCCUCUCUGAAUGCCCCUGCCUGGUGGGCCAAAACCUGAGACAGCCUGGGUUGUCCUUCCUGCUGGACAACUGUAGCAAAUGCACGUGUGAGGAAGGGGUGCUGCUGUGUAAGCCAGGGAACUGCUCCCAGUCCUGCGGCUGGUCGGCCUGGUCCCCCUGGACACCUUGUGAUCACUCCUGUGGCUCUGGAGUGAGGGCCAGGUUCAGGUCCCCCUCCAACCCUCCUGUGGCAUUUGGAGGUGCCCCAUGUGAAGGUGACAGGCAGGAGCUGCAGGCCUGCUACACAGAGUGUGGGGCAGAGAUACCUGGUUGGACAUCCUGGACGUCCUGGUCCUCCUGCUCCCAAAGCUGCCUUGUCCCUGGGAGUGACCCUGGUUGGCGGCAGCGUUCUCGACUGUGCCCCAGCUCCAGGGAUGCGUUCUGCCCGGGAGAGACCACUCAGGAGGAGCUCUGCAGCUCCCCUGCAUGCCCAGUGCCAAGUGCCUGGGGUUUGUGGGCCCCCUGGUCCACUUGCUCAGCCUCCUGUAAUGGUGGUGUCCAGACUCGUGGGCGCAGCUGCUCUAGCUUGGCUCCUGGGAAUCCUGUGUGCCCAGGACCCCACACUCAGACCAGAGACUGCAAUACACAUCUCUGCACAGCCCAGUGCCCAGGAAACAUGGUGUUCCGCUCAGUGGAACAGUGUCACAAGGAGGGGGGCCCAUGCCCUCAGCUAUGCCUGGCACAGGACCCUGGAGUGGAGUGCACUGGCUCCUGUGCCCCUAGCUGCAACUGCCCCCCUGGCCUCUUUCUGCACAAUGCUAGCUGCUUGCCCCGAAGCCACUGCCCCUGCCAGCUGCACGGGCAGCUCUAUGCACCAGGAGCAAUAGCUCGCCUGGACUGCAACAACUGCACCUGCGUCUCUGGUGAAAUGGUGUGCACCUCAGAGCUCUGUCCAGUUGCCUGUGGCUGGAGCCCCUGGACUCCGUGGACUCUCUGCAGCCAAAGCUGUAAUGUGGGAGUUCGACGGCGCUUCAGAACAGGCACCGCACCUCCAGCUGCCUUUGGGGGUGCCGAGUGCCAAGGUCCCAACAUAGAUGCUGAAUUCUGCAGUUUGAGGCCGUGCCGAGGUCCCGGUGCCGAGUGGAGUGCCUGGACUCCGUGCUCGGUGCCCUGUGGUGGUGGUUACAGGAACCGCACUCAAGGCAGUGGCCCACACAGUCCCGUUGAGUUCUCUACCUGCAGCCCGCAGCCCUGUGCAGAAACAGUGCCAGGUGUGUGCCCCAAGGGACAGCAAUGGCUAGACUGUGCCCAAGGCCCAGCCUCCUGUGCCCACCUCAGCACCCCUAGAGAGACCAAUCAGGCUUGCCAGCCCGGCUGCUACUGCCUUCCUGGAAUGCUCCUUCUAAAUAAUGUGUGUGUGCCUGUCCAGGACUGCCCCUGUACCCACAGGGGGCGCCUUCAUCCCCCAGGCAGUACAGUGGUUCAUCCCUGUGAGAACUGCUCCUGUAUCUCCGGGCACAUUACCAACUGCAGCUCCUGGCCUUGUGAGGAAGGCCAGCCUGCAUGGUCACCCUGGACCCCAUGGAGUAUGUGUUCAGCCUCCUGCAGUCCUGCCCGACGCCACAGGCACCGCUUCUGUAUCAAGCCCCCUAGUAUGGCACUCUUCACCCUGGCUCUCCUGCCCACAGUGGCUCCCACAGCCCUCUGCCCAGGCUCUGAGGCUGAGGAAGAGCCAUGCAUCCUGCCAGGAUGUGACCAAGCAGGCAGCUGGAGUCCUUGGGGACCCUGGUCUGGCUGUAGUCGGAGCUGUGGAGGAGGCCUGCGGAGCCGGACCCGAGCCUGUGACCAGCCACCACCCCAGGGCCUAGGGGAUUUCUGUGAAGGACCUCAGGCCCAGGGGGAGGCCUGCCAGGCUCAUCCAUGUCCAGAGACCAACUGCAGCACCAUUGAAGGGGCAGAGUACAGCCCCUGUGGCCCUCCCUGUCCCCGCUCCUGUGAUGACCUUGUGCACUGUGUGUGGCACUGCCAGCCAGGCUGUUACUGUCCUCUGGGCAAGGUACUCAGUGCGGACGGGACCAUCUGCGUGCAACCCAGUCACUGCAGCUGCCUGGACCUGCUGGCAGGGACACGCCACCAUCCAGGCACUCGGCUGGCAAGGCCUGAUGGCUGUAACCACUGCACCUGCAUGGAGGGGAGGCUUAACUGCACAGACCUGCCCUGCCAAGUGCCUGGAGGCUGGUGCCCAUGGUCGGAGUGGACAGCUUGCUCUCAGCCCUGCAGGGGCCAAACAAGGACCCGCUCUAGGGCCUGCAUCUGCCCUGCUCCCCAGCAUGGGGGUGCUCCAUGCCCUGAGGAGGCAGGGGAGAUGGGAAUGCAGCAUCAAAGGGAGGCCUGCCCUAAUCCUACUGCAUGCCCAGCGGAUGGAGCUUGGAGCCCUUGGGGGCCAUGGUCUCCCUGUGACAAAUGCCUGGGGCGGUCGCUUCGAAGCCGGGUGUGCAGCCAUCCUCCCACCUCUGACGGAGGCAGGCCUUGUCCUGGGGGCCACCAGCAGAGUCGCCCUUGUCGAGACAAUUCCACCCUGUGCACAGACUGUGGAGGAGGCCAGGAGCUCUUACCCUGUGGGCAGCCCUGUCCUCACUCCUGCCAGGACCUGUCCCUUGGCAGUACGUGCCUGCCAGGCUCAGCAGGCUGCCAGUCUGGCUGCGGGUGUCCCCCGGGUCAACUCUCCCAGGACGGGCUGUGUGUGCUCCCCGUUGACUGUCACUGCCACUUUCAGCCUAGGGCCAUGGGGAUCCCAGAGAACCAGAGCCGGUCAGUAGGGUCCACGCUCAGCUCCUGGGAGAGCCUGGAACCUGGAGAGGUGGUAACUGGACCCUGUGACAAUUGCACCUGUGUGGCAGGCAUCCUGCAAUGCCACGAGGUGCCCAGCUGCCCUGGUCCUGGGAUGUGGAGCUCCUGGGGACCCUGGGAGAAAUGCAGUGUCUCCUGUGGGGGAGGGGAGCAGCUCCGCUCUAGGCACUGCGCCCGACCCCCGUGUCCUGGGCUGGCUCGACAGAGCCGGACUUGUCACAACCAGGUUUGCAGAGAGACAGGCUGCCCAGUGGGCCGACUCUACCGUGAAUGCCAGCCCAGCGAGGGGUGCCCCUUCUCUUGUGCUCACCUUAUGGGCCAGGUGGCCUGCUUCUCUGAGAACUGUGAGGAAGGGUGCCACUGUCCUGAGGGCACCUUUCAGCAUCGCUUGGCCUGUGUCCAGGAAUGCCCCUGUGUGCUCACAGCCUUGCUGCUGCAGGAACUGGGAGUGGCCAGUACUGCCCCUGGGACCUACCCAGCCCUCCUGGGAGGUGAGAGCCAGCCCCUUGCACCUGGAGAUGAGCUAUACCCAGGCCAGAUGCUUCAAACAGUCUGUGGAAAUUGCUCCUGUGUCCAUGGGAAGCUGUCUUGCUCAAUGGAAGAAUGCUCCAGGGUCAAUGACAGCUUUGGUCCCUGGAGCAUGUGGAGCCCGUGCUCUCGUCCCUGUGGCGGGCUGGGGACCCGCACCCGAACCCGCCAAUGUGUGCCUCCCACACUUGUUCCUGGCAGACUGAGUUGCCAUGGGCCCCUUCAGGAUCUAGAGUACUGCUUCAGCCCGGAAUGCCCCGGGACUGCAGGGGCCACAUUGGAGCCAGUGACAGGCCUUGCAGGCGGUUGGGGCCCAUGGUCACCAUGGUCUCCCUGUUCCCACAGCUGCACAGACCCUGCUCACCCUACUUGGCGCAGCCGCACACGCCUCUGCUUGGGCAACUGUACUGUGGGGAACUCCUUACAGGAACGUCCCUGCAACCUACCCUCGUGUACAGCUCUGCCCCUGUGCCCUGGCCCUGGGUGUGGGUCAGAGAACUGCUCCUGGACAUCUUGGGCCCGAUGGGAGCCUUGCUCCCGCAGCUGUGGGGUGGGCCAGCAGCGCCGCCUACGAGCCUAUCAUCCCCCUGGGCCUGGUGGAUACUGGUGCCCUGACAUCCUGACUGCAUACCAGGAGCACCGCUUCUGCAACCUGCGUGCCUGUCCAGUGCCUGGGGGCUGGUCCCGCUGGAGCCCCUGGUCCUGGUGUGACCGCAGCUGUGGAGGGGGCCGAUCCCGGAGAAGCAGGAGCUGCUCAAGCCCACCACCCAAGAAUGGGGGAGCAUCCUGUGUUGGGGAGAGGCACCAUGUCCGGUCCUGCAAUUCCAUGCCUUGUGAGGAAGGCUGUCCGGCAGGGAUGGAGAUAGUGAACUGUGCCAACCGCUGCCCCAACAGCUGCUCAGACCUGCAGGAGGGAGUCACGUGUAAGGAAAACCAGGCCUGCCAGCCGGGCUGUCGCUGCCCUGAAGGGUUUCUCGAGCAGGAUGGUGGCUGUGUGCCAGUUGGGCACUGUGAAUGCACGGAUGCCCAGGGCCACAGCUGGGCCCCAGGGAGCCAACAUCAGGAUGCCUGCAACAACUGCUCCUGUCAGGCUGGGCAACUCUCCUGCACUGCUCAGCCCUGUCCACCUCCUGCACACUGUGCCUGGAGCCACUGGUCUUCCUGGAGUUCCUGCAGCCACUCAUGUGGACCUCGAGGGCAGCAGAGUCGCUUCAGGUCCUCCACGUCAGGCUCAUGGGCCCUGGAGUGUCAAAAGGAGCAGUCCCAGAGCCAGUCUUGCCCUGAGGCCCCCUGCCCUCCCCUGUGCCUACAUGAAGCCCACCCUCGUGCUCUGGGGGACAGCUGGCUACAGGGAGAGUGCCAGCAGUGUUCCUGCACCCCAGAGGGAGUGAUCUGCAGAGACACUGACUGUGCAGUGCCUGGGGGCUGGACAUCAUGGUCCUCCUGGUCCCUCUGCUCUGUCUCCUGUGGAGGUGGAAGCCAGGUCCGUACUCGAUCCUGCGUAGUGUCAGCUCCUCAGCUUGGGAGCCUGCCUUGCCAAGGCCCAGAUACCCAGACCCAGCAUUGUGGGCAGCAGCUGUGUCUACAGCUCCUAGAGACCUGCUCCUGGGGACCGUGGGGACCCUGUUCCCGUAGCUGCGGCACAGGCCUGGCCUCCCGCUCUGGGUUCUGUCCCUGCUUACUGACCAAAGAGGACUCCAUGUGUAAUGACACAUUCUCACACCUGGACACUCAGGCCUGCUACCCAGGGCCCUGCCAGGAGGACUGCAUAUGGAGUGACUGGAGCAGCUGGACACGCUGCUCCUGUAAGGUCCCGGUGCAGCAGCGUUACCGACACCAGGGGCCAGCACCUGGCCGGACUGUUGGGGGUGCCCCCUGCACACGUCUGGAUGGCCACUUCCGGCCAUGCACCAUUGGCAACUGCUCAGAGGACAGCUGCCCACCUCCCUUUGAGUUCCAGCCUUGUGGCUCCCCCUGUGCAGGGCUCUGUGCCACACAUCUGAGCCAUCAGCUUUGCCAGGACUUGCCGCCUUGCCAGCCUGGCUGCUACUGUCCCAAGGGUCUGCUGGAGCAGGCUGGGGGCUGCAUUCUCCCAGAGCAGUGUAACUGCUGGCAUAUUUCAGAAGAGGGAGCUAGGGUGACCCUGGCUCCUGGGGCCCACCUGCAGUUAGGCUGUAAGGAAUGUGAAUGCCAGAGUGGAGAGCUGCAGUGCUCCAGCCAAGGGUGUGAAGGUCUCCUGCCUCUGACUGGAUGGUCGGAGUGGUCACCUUGUGGGCCCUGCCUGCCCCAGAGUGCCUUGGCCCCUGCCUCCAGGACUGCCCUGGAGGGGCACUGGCAUCUGAACACAUCAGGCCUACCUCCAACCCCAGUCACUCUGCUGGCUUCAGAGCAAUACCGGCACCGCCUCUGCUUGGACCCUGAGACCGGGAGGCCCUGGGCAGGAGACCCUGCACUUUGCACUGUACCCCUCAGCCAGCAACGCCUCUGCCCUGACCCUGGAGCCUGUAAUGACACUUGCCAAUGGGGUCCUUGGGGACCUUGGAGCCCCUGCCAAGUGCCCUGCAGUGGAGGAGUCAAACUGCGCUGGAGAGAGGCAAGAGAUAGCUCUGGAGGAGACUGCCGUGGGCCAUGGGCUCAAACGGAAAGCUGCAAUAUAGGAUCUUGCUCAGGGGAGAGCUGUGAGACCCGGGACACCGUGUUUACCCUUGGCUGUGCCAACCAGUGCCCUCGCAGUUGUGCCGACCUCUGGGAUGGAGUCCAGUGUCUACAGGGACCCUGCAGCCCAGGCUGCCGAUGUCCCCCUGGUCAGUUGGUGCAGGAUGGACACUGUGUGCCCAUCUCGUCUUGCCGCUGUGGCCUGCCCAGUGCCAACGGCUCAUGGGAGCUGGCCCCCAUGCAGGUGGUCCAGCUGGACUGCCGUAACUGCACAUGUAUGAAUGGAUCACUGGUGUGUCCAUACCUCAAGUGUCCAGUCCUAGGACCUUGGUCAGCCUGGAGUGAGUGUUCAGCUGCCUGUGGUGGGGGCACCAUGGUACGCCACAGGAGCUGUGAGAAGCGUCCUGAGGGUGCACCAUGCCAGACCCUGGACAUGCAGCAAUGGCAAGAGUGUAACCUGCCAGCCUGCCCUGAGUGUCCGCCGGGCCAGGUGCUCAGUACCUGUGCCACUUGCCCGAGCCUCUGCUCCCACCUGCAGCCUGGAACCAUCUGUGUGCGGGAACCCUGCCAGCUUGGCUGUAGUUGUCCUGUGGGGCAGCUGCUACACAAUGGCACGUGCAUCACCCCUGCUGCCUGCCCCUGCUCUCAGCUCUCCCUGCCCUGGGGCCUCACCCUACCCUUGGAAGAGCAGGCCUGGGAGCUGCCCCCAGGGACUGUGCUCACCAGGAACUGCACACACUGCACCUGUCAAGGCGGAGCCUUCAUCUGCUCCCUCAUCGACUGUCAGGGCUGCCCUCCUGGGGAAAUAUGGCAGCACGUGGCCCCAGGGGAGCUGGGCCCUUGCGAAAAGACAUGCCCAGAAAUGAACACAACACUGGCUGGGAGCAACUGCACCGAAGCACAGGCUCCAGGCUGUGUGUGUCAGCCGGGGCACUUCCGCAGCCAGACAGGUGUCUGCGUCCUCGAAGACCAUUGCGAAUGCUGGCACCAUGGGAGUCCCCACUUGCCUGGAUCUGAAUGGCAGGAGGCCUGUGAGAGCUGCCACUGCCUCCGUGGGAAAAGCAUCUGCACUCGACACUGUCCAGGCCUCACCUGUGCUCAGGGUGAAGUGAUGGUACAGAAGCCAGGGAGCUGUUGUCCCAUCUGUCAACAGCACACUCUGGGUGUGCAGGCUACCCCUUCACCUCUAGAGGAGGAACCAGCCUCCUGCCAGCUGCUCACAGAGCUCAGAAACCUCACCAAGGGUCCCUGUCACCUGGAUCAGGUAGAAGUGAGCUACUGUAGUGGACACUGCAGGUCCAGCACUAACGUCAUGACUGAGGAACCCUACCUGCAGAGCCAGUGCGACUGCUGUAGCUACCGUCUAGAUCCUGACAGCCCCGUGCGGAUCCUGAACCUUCACUGCCCCGACGGCCAUGCAGAGCCAGUGGUGUUGCCAAUGAUUCACAGCUGCCAGUGCAGUGCCUGCCAGGGUGGUGAUUUCUCCAAGCACUGACAGGCUCCACUGGACACAUCCACUGCCGUCUCUCUUGUGACCAUGGGGCUAUGUGCACUCCUCACCUCCUUCCGUGCCCACUUACCCGCCUCCGGCCUGUGGCAUUAGC